CUUGAUUCGCACAGCUGCUAGUUGUGGGACUGUCUGUCUAUAUACAUAAGACGAAAUUCUAUACAUUGUGUAAAGAAGAAGCAUGGAUCCCAUUCAAGAAAAACCGAGCAAGGAGGUCGACAUUUAUCGUGACACAUGGGUCCGCUUCUUAGGCUAUGCCAAUGAGGUGGGGGAGGCCUUCCGUGCCCUGGUGCCAGUGAGCGCUGUAUGGGCCACAUAUGCGGUUGCCACCGUGUAUGUUUCCGCUGAUGCUGUGGACAAGGGGAAGAAGGCUGCUGUGGAGCAUGGUGACAACCCAGGGAAGACAACCAAGGUGGCUGUAGCGGUGGUGGACACGUUUGUAUGGCAGGCCUUGGCCUCUGUGGCUAUCCCAGGCUUCACCAUCAACCGUGUGUGUGCCGCCUCUCUCUACCUCCUAGGAAGAACCACGCGCCUGCCCCUCUCUGUACGCAAGUGGACCACCACGGCCAUCGGCCUCUCCACCAUCCCCUUCAUCAUCCACCCCAUCGACAGUGGAGUGGACUUCCUGCUGGACUCCAGCCUGCGUAAGUUCUACCGUCACUCUGCAGGAAAGAAGCACGACUAAUAAGGACCACAUCCACCCUGUAGCCUGGCCUGGACAGGUUAGCUCUACCAGGAAGUUCACCUUCUCACCCAGACAGGACUUCCUCCCAGGCCAGCUGAAACCUCUGCUGAUCACUCUACUAACAUCAUUGUGAAGCUCAAAGCCAACACAGCAGGGUUACUCAACUCCAGUCCUCCAGGGCCACUGUACUGUGUCUGCCAGUUGUCUAUGCCCCUCUGUCUUUCAACCCUAUUGUCAUCUUUUCAUUUUUAACUCCAAGUUAGGGGGACUUAUGACUCUUCGGCCCGUCAAUGACAUUGUAUCAGGAAGAAAAGAGAUCCAACAGACAGUGUUUCCCUCCAGGACUGGAAUUGAAUACCCCUGGCUGCUACUGGCCUGCAGUGCCCACCUGUUCAUGUUCAGACCUCCACUUGGCGUGUAUCCAGGUCGCUCUUGCUGUUAGCCAUAUUCAGGGAAUAUUCGGGUCAAUGUCAUCAACCCUGGCAUUGAGAGCCUAUUUUCACUACAAGUAAACAUUUAUCUUUGUUUUUCUGUUUAUUUCUGCCUCAGAAAGAAUGACUGUCACUUUGAAUAAAGCUUGACAGAGUAUAUUGUGAUGCACUUUUCAAUGUUCAGUCUUGAGAUUAACCUCCAGAGCUUUUUUGCCCCUUGUCAUUCAAUACCGAGUUGAACAGAAUAGAUGUUAAGAUUCUUUAAGUUUUUGUUAGCACUAAAGAUUGUUACUUUGGUGACAUCUAAGGUAUAGAAAGUAAAGUAAUAAUUGUGGAACAUGGCCUAUGCAGAAAGCGUAUGAAAGGAAUAUGCAUAAAAUACUGUAAUUAUUGCCAAAGCUACCCAUCAGUAUACUAUGCUGUGCUGCACUAUGCAACGAAACCAAGUCAUCAUAUACAAAAAUGGGAAUUGCGAUUGGAAUGUGUAAAUUGUGACAUACUGGGAAGUGUUGCCAAUUGUUCAUACCCCAGAACUAACAUUCAGCAAUAAUUUGUACUUAAAUUCUGUUAUGUAAAUUUCUGUGUUUGUUAUAUAUUGUUUACUUUUUAGUGAAUGUGAAAAAGGCAAAGGCACCAAAACGCAAGCACUUUGUGAUAGUUUGUGAAUAUAUUUUCUCUUUCAAAUGAUUUGUCCACAGUCACAAAAUCAAAUGUCAUACUGUAUUUCAAUAUACAUUUUUUUUUAUGUAUUUAUUUUCAUGCUGGAAACAUAAGGGAAUGUUUAACUGUUUGCACAUUUUCCUCAAAGAUUUAAACAUUUAAGAGACACUUAUUUUAUAACAUGUUUAAUUUCCAAUGUUUUAGCCUUAACAUUCAAAUAUGUUUUCAAACCAGCUACUGAAAACAUUUUACAUUUUCUUUAGUGUACAAAAAAAGUUAACAUAUUUUCUUUGACAAAAUAUAGUAAUUUAUCAUUGAAAGUGAAAGCUAUACUAAAAUGGGCCACUAUCUAGCUAUUCCUCUGUUUUGAAACUGUUUUGAAAUAUACUGUAGAAAAACAUAACAU
Molecule: messenger RNA, 2083 nt
Organism: Coregonus clupeaformis (lake whitefish)
Lineage: Eukaryota; Metazoa; Chordata; Actinopteri; Salmoniformes; Salmonidae
Product: mitochondrial fission process protein 1-like
Exons: 4
Coding region: 83-586 (167 amino acids)
Biological process (GO): mitochondrial fission
Cellular component (GO): mitochondrion
Source: RefSeq, a predicted model, not a curated record